Molecule: messenger RNA, 3638 nt
Organism: Maylandia zebra (zebra mbuna)
Lineage: Eukaryota; Metazoa; Chordata; Actinopteri; Cichliformes; Cichlidae
Gene: rxfp1
Product: relaxin family peptide receptor 1
Biological process (GO): adenylate cyclase-activating G protein-coupled receptor signaling pathway; hormone-mediated signaling pathway; activation of adenylate cyclase activity
Cellular component (GO): plasma membrane
Molecular function (GO): G protein-coupled peptide receptor activity; protein binding
Source: RefSeq, a predicted model, not a curated record
GGCUGCAGACCUAGUCGACUUUGCGAAGUGGCAACGGGUUCUUCUCUAGCUGCAUCUGCACCGCACGCGUUUGACAGUACCUCGGUCCACGCGUUUAUUACGUAACAGGAACGCAAGGGCAAACUUUUGGUGACAUUUUUACGCACAGAUUCCCAGUUUGCACGAGUAGACGACCAUUGCGUUGUUCUCUUACUACUUCAACCGCGCGAUAUUCAGCAAAAGAAAAAAGAAAAACCCAAAGCGCCACGAUGCAAGUUUAUAUAGCUGUGGCAUUCGCUUACGGAGUGUGGGCACUCAAUAUGACAGAGGAGAGGAGGACUUGCCCACUAGGAUAUUUCCCCUGUGGGAACCUGACCUUUUGUCUCCCUCAGCUCAUGCACUGCAACGGUAUCGAUGACUGUGGAAAUCAAGCAGAUGAGGAGAACUGUGGAGAUAAUAAUGGAUGGCCCCAUCUUUUUGACAAGUAUUUUGGAAUGCCGAGUCAUAACGCCAGGACCAAGUCCAAUGUAUGCUUGCUUGGUGUGGUUCCUGAGCUCUGCCUGUGCCGGGACCUGGAGCUCGACUGUGACGGGGCUCAUCUUCAAGAUAUCCCAGUGGUAGCAAUGAAUGUCACUAUGAUGUCCCUACAAAGGAAUGGGCUUCAGAAACUUAGAGCGAACAUAUUCUUUAAGUACCAGAGCCUGCAGAAACUAUAUCUCCAGCACAACAAGAUUCAAGAUGUGAGUCCUGAUGCAUUUAGAGGGCUGUAUAACCUGACAAGACUAUAUCUGAGCAACAACAGGAUAUCGGUUUUAAUGCCUUGGGUGUUCAGGGAUCUGCACAAACUGGAGUGGUUGAUUCUUGAAAAUAACAACAUCCAUCAAAUAUCCCCCACGACCUUUUCAGGACUGAACUCCCUUGUUCUAUUGGUUUUGUUGAACAACUCUUUGACAAAGCUGGAUGACAUCUGUCGAGAAAUGCCCAGAUUAAAUUGGUUGGACCUGGAAGGAAAUCUCAUUGAAGUGAUUGGCAAUGCCUCAUUCAGCUCAUGCACCAUGCUGACAGUUCUGGUUCUGCAGCGAAAUAGGAUCAGCUACGUACAUGAACAGGCUUUCUCAGUCCUGCAAAAGCUUGGAGAAUUGGAUCUAUCCAGAAACAGACUGGCAGGAAUCCCUCCGAAUCUCUUUGUCUUACUUGAGGAUUUGCUCCAGCUAAAUAUAUCGUACAAUCCCAUCAUGGAGCUGCAAGUUGACCACUUUGAUAAGUUACAUAAGUUAAAAUCAUUGAGCAUAGAAGGAAUAGAAAUUGGAAACAUUCAGCGAAGGAUGUUUGAACCACUCAAAUACUUGACUCAUAUCUACUUCAAGAAAUUCCAGUACUGUGGCUAUGCUCCUCAUGUGCGUAGUUGUAAGCCCAACACUGAUGGAAUCUCAUCCUUUGAGAACCUACUGGCCAAUAUUGUGCUGAGGGUCUUCGUCUGGGUUGUGUCUGCUACCACCUGCUUCGGCAAUAUCUUCGUCAUCUGCAUGCGGUCGUACAUUCGCUCAGAGAACAAACUACAUGCCAUGUGCAUCAUCUCCCUCUGCUGUGCAGAUGGGUUGAUGGGCAUCUACCUCUUCAUGAUCGGUGCAUAUGACCUAAAGUUUCGAGGCGAGUACAACCGGCAUGCCCAGGCGUGGAUGGAUAGCAGCCAGUGUCAGGUCAUUGGCUCUUUGGCCAUGCUGUCCACUGAAGUAUCUGUCCUGCUCCUCACAUAUCUAACGCUGGAGAAAUACAUCUGCAUAGUCUACCCUUUCCAGUACUUGACUCCUGGCUGGCGACGAACUGUCACCAUCCUUCUUGGGAUAUGGGUGUUUGGUUUUAUUAUUGCCUUCCUCCCAUUAGUUUGCAAGGGGCUGUUUCGCAACUUUUACGGGACCAAUGGUGUCUGCUUUCCACUGCACUCUGAACAACCAGAGACUCUAUGGGCUCACGUUUACUCCGUCGUUAUUUUCCUGGGUCUUAACCUGGUGGCAUUCCUCAUCAUUGUCCUCUCCUAUGCAAGUAUGUUUUAUAACAUCCAGAGAACAGGCACUCAGACCACUAAAUAUAGCAACCACAUCAAAAAAGAGGUGACCAUUGCCAAAAGAUUCUUCUCUAUCGUCAUUACUGACUCCCUCUGCUGGAUCCCCAUUUUCAUCCUCAAGAUCCUCUCGCUGCUGCAGGUGGAAAUUCCCGGUACCAUCAGCUCCUGGGUGGUCAUAUUUAUUCUCCCCAUCAACAGCGCACUUAACCCCAUCCUUUACACACUAACAACACGGCCUUUCAAAGAGACUAUUGUGCAGGUGUGGGCUAACUACAGGCAGAGGAGGCCCCUCCUUAGCAGACACCCAGCUCAUCAUCCAUCGCUCACUUGGCAGGAAAUGUGGCCCCUGCAGGAAAACAGCCAUAGUGUCAGCGUGGGGCAGGAAUUUGAAGCAAAUGGCACAAAGCCCAAGCUCACGCCUGUGGAAAAUACUAAUGAGGGGUACAAUGACAUUAAAGCAUCAACCAGAAAGCAGGAAACACAACAUACAGUGCUGUCAGUAUGUUCUAAGACUGAAACACCACCACAUACACACAUUCACACAGGCACACAAACAAAUUAACUUAUGUAACUGUCUAAUGGUAGAGGUACAUGUACAUGUUUGUAUUGUCAACAAAACCUCACCUCAGUAAACUCAAUUUCAUUUAAGUUCGUUCAUCUCAGCAGUUCAUAUUUACCCUCAGUUUAGUCACUUGUUAGUGUCUACAUUCUUUGCAGUUUAAAAGGAUUAGUUCUGGUAUUUUUUUUUUUUUUUUAUUUUUUGUCUUUUUCCCUCAAAAUGUAACAGUGCAUGUGUGCAUGACCAGCAACGGUAACAGCCAUCACAGCAGAUAGGGGGACAUACUUCAUAAAAUAAUUUCUUAAAUUAAGAAAACAUGCUCCCUAUGAAUCCUGUUAAAGCCAGGCAAGUAAAAUCUGGGGAACAGAAUCUGUUAUCAGUGACAAAAAGCUAAUAAUGAUAAUAACAAUGGAUUAAUAUGCAAACUGAAUGAUUCCCAUCAAUGACUUGACUGAAGCUCUUUUCAAUGGGUGAGACACAUUGAAUAUUCCAUAGGAUUAAAAAGAGUAUAAACAUUUAGGAUAUUAAUAGAUAGGGCAAUGAAGGGCCUCAUAAUUAUGACCUAGUGGCAGAGGCUGGAAAAACAAGGGGGUGAUUGGUACAGUUAGACAGGCAUAAAUCUUAGAUAAUAGUAUUUGACUGAUUCUUAUAUAGCACUUUUCUACUCUCCCAGAGUACUCAAAGCACUCUAUACAACAUGACACAUUCAACCAAUCUACAAGCACUUUCUCUAAACUGAGUGCUUUCUAACUACAUUCACACUCCGACAGAUGCAUUGGAGAGCAACUUGGGCAAUUGAUACUUGGCAUGCAGACUGGAAGAGCCAGGGAUUGAACCACCAACCUUCCAAUCAAUAGGCGACCUGCUCUACCCACUGAGCUACCGCCACCCAUUUGAAUUUGACUUUAUUUUUAUUAUUUAAUUUGAUUAAAUUAUGUGACAUAUUCGUAACAUCCCAAACAAGGGUAGUUGAGAGAAUCAGGAAAUGCACAGGAUGACAUUAAGGAAAAGAAUGGGCUUGGGAUUUCAGCCGCU